CGCCCAAGCUCGCGCCAUUUGGCACAUCUCCUGCACCAGCGCCCGCACAAUAAACCUUCGGCUCUUCAGAAGAUGACCACCUCUGUCGCACCAGCAGCGCAGCUCCCAACCACUAGCAUACCCAGCCUCUUGUCGAUGCUCCCAAAUGACAAGUACCGCGGGGCGGUCGUGGAGGAUCUACAAUUGCCACCAGCGUUCUCGCUUCCGUCGAAUGAGAGCAUCUCGCGCGCGAUUGAACUUGCGUAUGAUCGCGACUUCUCGCACAUACCUGUCCUGAACAACAACCGCCGUCCGCUCGGAUACAUCGACGUCCCCGCGCUCAAGAUCAAAUGGGAAGCAGGAACUGCUGACCCUAGCGACAGCGUCACGAAGUACAUGACCAAGUUCAGGCGCAGGGCAUCGCAGCCCUACUCGCUCAUCACGCCCGCUACACCCCUCGCCGAACUCGAGGAAUUUCUCAAGGAUAACAUCUUUGCACUUGUCACGGAUAACGAUCGGAAGUUCGUUCUCGCCGUCGCAACGCCCUCGGACCUGCAGACCUUCGUUACCCGAAGAGGGAUUUAAUCUAACCGAUCUUUGACAUCUUUGUUACGUCCUUCGGGCCUUCAAUGUCCCCUUGUCCAACAAUCCACGUCGUUUCACAUCGUACAGAGUUCUUAUUGCGCCGAUUGUAUAUAAUGUAUGUACAGAUUCAAGAUCCAUGGGAAUAUGCGAAUCAUAAGGAUAUACAACACCAUCU
Molecule: messenger RNA, 739 nt
Organism: Coniophora puteana RWD-64-598 SS2
Lineage: Eukaryota; Fungi; Basidiomycota; Agaricomycetes; Boletales; Coniophoraceae
Exons: 6
Coding region: 73-564 (163 amino acids)
Source: RefSeq, a predicted model, not a curated record